Dermacentor silvarum is the source of this 1361-nucleotide messenger RNA. Its product is annotated as arylsulfatase B. NCBI's taxonomy places the organism in Eukaryota, Metazoa, Arthropoda, Arachnida, Ixodida, Ixodidae. The record is from RefSeq and is a predicted model, not a curated record. Bases 546 to 1361 code for a protein of 271 amino acids. The transcript has 8 exons.
GACGGCCAGGCGGCUAGCGGAGAGGUUGUAGAGCCUUCGUGCGCUGUCUCCAAGACAACCGGAAGUCGACGACAUCACGUCACAUCAUGACAUAGAGCCAGCGAAGGCGGAGCUUAUCCCCGAUCACUCGGCGAACGAGUUGAGGAGAAAAUGCGUUGCUAGGGAGGAGGGUAACUUGUAAUCGUCCGUAGCUCUCUUAAUAUUAGACGCUUCACUUAAAUUGUGACGCGAAUGUUUUACUGUAGCUGUACCCUACGCGUCUACGAAAUUUGUCCGAACCGUUUCAGGGACCCUUUAAGAGGACGCACGAGGAAACAGCCGGCGAAGGACCGGACGCCGACGAAACGUUUGGGAGUGGUGAACCACCGCCGAAGUCACAAAUUAGGCUGCUUGGACGGCGCAGCUCGCUUCGGCCCAAGCCGAACGUGCUGUCAGGCCGCAAAUCGACUACGGAUCCACCACCCUAAGAUGGCUCUACCAGCCAGGCAGGGUCGUCGAAAGACUACAGAGGAAGGCACUCUCGGGCCACGGUCGCGAGCAUAGCAAUGGCCGGCAUUCCUUGCUUUGGACUGCUGCUUUUGCUGAUGCCCGUGACGCGAUGUGCCAAGCGACAACCUCACAUCGUGUUCAUUUUAGCAGACGACCUGGGAUGGGACGACGUCAGUUUUCAUGGGUCCUCUCAGAUCCCCACUCCAAACCUGGAUGCUUUGGCUGCAGACGGCAUCAUACUCAAUAAUUACUACGCGCAGCCAUCCUGCACGCCUUCGAGAUCGGCUCUCCUCACCGGACUUUAUGCCAUACGAACAGGGAUGCAAGGGCUUGCGGUUGACGUAGCCGAUCCAUGGGGUUUACCUUUGGACGUGCGCCUAAUGCCCCAGUACCUCAGAGACAUCGGAUACGAAACCCACCUCGUUGGAAAGUGGGACGUCGGGUACUACAAGACAAGCCUCACUCCGACAUGCCGGGGCUUCGACAGUUUUUACGGCUACUACAACGGUGAAGAGAGCUACUACAGCCACAGCAUAACCUAUGAAAACCACACGGGUCUCGACUUCUGGCUCAACACGGAACCGCUGUUCUCCGAAAGUGGUUCAUAUUCAACGACAUUGUUCACGGAAAGAGCGCAGCACCUCAUCUGCAACAGGAAUAAAUCAAAGCCGUUCUUUCUCCUGCUGAGUCACCAGUCGCCGCACGGUGCCGGAGAGCCGGAACCGUUUCAGGCACCGCAGGAGAACGUGGAUAAGUUUCCUUACAUUGGAGAAAAGAACAGAACGAUCUACGCAGGUUGCCCGGACCAGGUCCGCUCCCUCGACCUCGAACGGGAACAGCUGCGUCGAUGUUCAGACCAGAGUCCUGGGUAG